This is a messenger RNA of Aspergillus steynii IBT 23096, 825 nucleotides long. RefSeq names its product alpha/beta hydrolase family esterase. NCBI's taxonomy places the organism in Eukaryota, Fungi, Ascomycota, Eurotiomycetes, Eurotiales, Aspergillaceae. Gene Ontology annotation, molecular function: feruloyl esterase activity. The record is from RefSeq and is a predicted model, not a curated record. The transcript is spliced from 2 exons. The coding region runs from base 1 to 825 and encodes 274 amino acids.
AUGCCUGUCAUCCAUACAAAUCAAUCCCUGUCCCGCGGGUGCGGAAGAGCCCCAACCCUAACGACCGGCUACCACAAGAUGCUCGUGAACGGCGAGAUACGAAGGUUCCACACCCUGCUGCCCGACAACUACGACUUCAACACCCCCUACCGGAUGAUAUUCGGCUUCCACUUCCUGAACUCGGACAUGGAAGAGGUCGUGACCGGCAGCUGGGUCGAGACCGGCACAUACGCAUACUACGGGCUGCACCGACUCGCCAACAACAGCGCCAUAUUCGUCGCCCCGAACGGCCUAGUGCGCGGGUGGCCCAAUAUCAAUGGCAAAGACAUCGAGUUCGUGGCUGCACUGACGGAGGCGCUGGAGGCAGAUUUGUGUGUGAAUACGAGCCUGGUGUUCGCCACGGGAUGGAGCUAUGGUGCCGGGAUGACUUUUUCGGUGGGCUGUUCGUUGGCAGAUAGGUUUAGGGCGGGGGUUGGAAUAGGCGGGGCGGUGGUCAGUGGGUGUGAAGGGGGAAAGGAGCCGUUUGCGUAUAUGGGGGUGCAUGGAAUCAAUGACACGUUUUUGAUUAUAGAAGGAGGGCGGAAGAUGAGAGAUAGGUGGGUGGCGGUUAAUGGGUGCCAGGUUCCGUUGAUUGUCCCGGAACCAAAGCCUGGGAGUCUCACCCAUAUCAAGACGGAGUAUCCUGGCUGCCAGGAUCAUCCGGUCUGGUGGAUUGCGUUUGAUGGGAAUCAUACGGCGGCGCCGUAUGACGGUGGCAUUGGGGACAGCGCGACGAAGUCAUUUGUUCCUCCGGAGACGUGGAGCUUUUUCACUCAAUUUGGUUGA